AUGUCGUCCAAAAAAGAGAAGUUUCUGAGACUUUUCAGACCAGUUUUAAAAGAAUAUAACCCUGGUGUAAAAGAAAAGAAUCGCUUUUUGUGGUGUAUUAUGUGUCCCUUUAGUGGGAAACUUGCAAUGUGGAUAACAAAAAUCAUUGCAGCAUUGACUAUCUGGGGAACAUUUUGGGCAAUAACAGGUGACGAAGCUCUUCCGGGAGGAAAUUUCUUUGGAUUAUUGGUGUUGAUCUAUGGAUGUGUUAUAGCAGCGGCAUUCAUCAAUUUUACACCAUUUCCACCCUUACUCGGCAUGAUGUUGGUGGGGUUUUGUUUAAGAAAUUCACCAGUACUUGAUAAAGCAACACACAUAGAUAAAACAUGGGCAGCAACCCUCAGGACAAUCGCAUUGGUUGUGAUAUUAGUAAAAGCUGGUACAGGUUUGGACCCAUCAGCUUUAAAGAAAGUCAAGUGGAUGGCCAUUAGGUUAGCUUUUGUACCAAGCCUAGUUGAAGCUGUAGCCGCAGCUCUUGUAGCGAGAUUUGCUCUGGGAUUUCCAUGGAUUUGGUCGUUCGUCGGUGGAUUUGUGCUAUCUGCUGUAUCCCCAGCUGUAGUUGUACCAUGUAUGAUUGGUGUACAAGAAAAAGGAUUUGGAGUGGAUGAAGGGAUACCUACAUUAUGUAUUGCAGCUUGUAGUUUAAAUGAUGUAUUUUCAAUCAGUGGUUUUGGUGUAACUUUAGGUAUUGCCUUCUCCAAUGCUGAUUUGGUGUAUAAUAUUUUCCAUGGUCCACUGGAAAUAGUAAUAGGUAUAAGUGUAGGGACAGCAAUUGGUGUUCUUCUAUGGUACCUUCCUCAUAAAGCUAGUAAAAAUCUGUUACUCUAUAGAUUUAUUCUGAUUAUAUCACUUGGUAUGUUUUUAACGUUUGGAUUCCGGGUGGUGAAGUAUCCUGGUGCUGGUGCUCUUGGUACACUGGCCAUGUCAUUUGUCGCUGGUAUGGGUUGGAGAAAACGUGGUUGGGAAACAAAUUAUGCUAUCAAACCGGUAUUAGCUAAAUGUUGGCAAGUAUUUCAGCCUUUGUUAUUUGGUUUAAUUGGUAGUGCUGUAUCGAUAGAAAACCUUCAGAGUGGUGACGUAGGUAAGUGUAAUAAAUGA
Messenger RNA from Lottia gigantea (owl limpet), 1137 nucleotides. RefSeq lists its product as hypothetical. NCBI's taxonomy places the organism in Eukaryota, Metazoa, Mollusca, Gastropoda, Lottiidae. Gene Ontology annotation, cellular component: membrane. Gene Ontology annotation, molecular function: antiporter activity. The record is from RefSeq and is a predicted model, not a curated record. Gene Ontology annotation, biological process: proton transmembrane transport. Bases 1 to 1137 code for a protein of 378 amino acids. The transcript is spliced from 7 exons.